This is a messenger RNA of Raphanus sativus (radish), 935 nucleotides long. Its product is annotated as protein NOI4. Lineage: Eukaryota; Viridiplantae; Streptophyta; Magnoliopsida; Brassicales; Brassicaceae. The coding region runs from base 232 to 462 and encodes 76 amino acids. The transcript is spliced from 3 exons. The record is from RefSeq and is a predicted model, not a curated record.
GUCUUUAGGUACUUUGGUUGGUGAAUACGCGGGAAGGUGAGGUUGAUUUGGUUAUUGAUGUGUUUUGUCAACGACGACGUGUUUCCCUCUUAGUCAUGUUGCUUUUCUUGCCUACUUCUCUGUUCUCUUUCUAUAUUACAACUUCCAUACUCUUCUUCUCUCCUCUCACCUCUCCCCCUCUCCCCCUCUCUAGAUCUUCAUAUCACUUUCCUCUUGGUUCUCAUCUCAACAAUGGCGACGGGGAAGCCACUGCCAAAGUUUGGUGAAUGGGAUGUGAACAAUCCUGCUUCAGCCGAAGGAUUCACUGUCAUUUUCAGCAAAGCUAGCGACGAGAAGAAGACCAAGAAAGCAUCUGGCAGCGCAGGCCCUAGUACUCUGGUUUCACCUCAGAACACCGAUCAAACCAACCACCAAGAUUCUCAAAACCCAAAAGCUAAGAAGAAAUGGUUUUGCUUCGGUUAACAACUCCUGGGAUCUUUUGAGGAUUAUGAAGCUGAAGAAAGUUAGCAGAGAGAAUCUUAAACAAAGUGAAACAAAAUGUCUUCGGAGUUCACAAACCACAUUAUAUCUUACUCAGUCAGACAUCUCUGCUUGCUUGCUUCUUCUUUUGUCUUCUGCUGAUAUUAUACUUGUUCACUAUACCUUUUGUUUCUUCUUUCUGUUCGCCAACAUUUUUUCCCACAAUGGAUAUAAGAUAAUACAUUUGUCUCCUGACUCCCCCCUAAAAACUUGUUUGUUUUUUUAUGAAAUUUUGAGACAUAAUCCUAGUAUGAAACACAAGAGUAUAUAAUAUGGUCCGAAAAGUCUUCCAACAAAAUUAAGAUCCAUAUGUCGUGAGCUUUAACAAAGAUGCUGACACCUGAAAAAUUCACAGGACCUGUGGGGAAAACUCUACCAGAUAAUCACAGUAGAAACAUGUGUCCUGACGAAGAAUA